This is a messenger RNA of Durusdinium trenchii, 401 nucleotides long. NCBI's taxonomy places the organism in Eukaryota, Dinophyceae, Suessiales, Symbiodiniaceae. The record is from the annotation of a GenBank genome assembly.
GGCGCCGGCCGAUGAUACAUGGCGCCGGCCGAUGAUACAUGGCGCCGAAAGGCACAGGUGGCCUUGAGCGCUGGGGCCACGCUGGAGGAGGUCGAAGCGGCGCGGCUACAGCUCAAGGAGCUGCAAGAUGAACAGGCGUUUUUGGCAUGGCUAGUGCCAACACUUCGGACAUGCCGAAGGCACAGAGACGCCUUGCGCUACGCGAAGCGCCAACUUGAGCUUUGGAGACAAUCAGAAGACUUAUCACAGGUGGCAAAUUCCCUCUGUGAGAUUGCGGAGCUUUGCAUCAAUUUGGAUGAGGCGUUUGGCCGAGCUCGCUGCUGCGGUGGGUAGAGAAUGAGACUACAGAGUCGCAGCAUGCAAAGGUCACAAAAUUGGUAAGAGAUGUUGAAUAGAAUAGU